GCAAAGGAAAGGUGUCUUUUUACCCCUUAUUGUUCAGCCUGUUUCGUCUAGAUGAGGCUGUCUGUCCAUCGUGAUCAGGUGCACUGGUUUGACAUGUGGGGAGAAAUAAUCCUGGCGGAUUUGAAGUAGUUCCCUUGGAUUUGGGGUAUUUGUUUCCCUUUAUCCGUCUUUUCGGCUUGGAGAGUUUUUUUCCCAUUUAAUCAAGAUUAGGUUAUGUGUUGAGUUUUUGGAACUGGAUUUUAUGAACAGACUUUUAAGUUCUGCUGUUUUACUUCUAUUAUAGUCAAACGCUAUGUUAAUGCACCCUUUAUGAAUGUUCAUUUGUUUAUGUUUUGUUAUUGAAUAAGAUUAGUCUUUUUGUAAAUUUGGAUGCAGACUGGAGCUGCAGGUGCAGUAGAAAAACUGUAGAUAUGAAGUCAACUUUGUACUGUUAAAAUAUACAUUUAUAAGUAUUGAUCUUUAGCUAUCUUUGUUGGAAGAUUGCUUGAAUCUCUUGUUGGAAGUGUUGGCAAGUUGCAAUAGCAAGCAUAUUGCAGCAACAUGCUGUUUGCUCACUGUUCUCAUAAAGGAGGUUUCUCUCAACUCUCAGACCGUUGCUUCCCGCCCAUUCCUUCACAGCCUGCCCCACCCCUCUGCUCCUUUACAGUUUCAUAAUACCAAGCUUACUUGCAGUCACUGUAGGGACUUGCUGUCCUGCUGUGUGGUCUGCUUAGUCCAAAUAGAAAGAAGAUUGCCUUUUUUUUCUCUCCUGUCUCCUUUUUCUAUCAUCCAAAGCCUGUUGACUGCCAAGAGAAGAAGAAAUCAGCUUUUUUUAAACUGUUUUUGCUGGUGUUUUAGUCUACGUUGACCAGAAGCAGCAUGCAGGACGAGUUUAAACAAAGAAGAAAUACCAUGGAUUUUUCCCAGCUUCACACAUACACGCCUCCACAGUGUGCCCCGGAAAAUACUGGCUAUACAUACUCUCUCAGUUCCAGCUACUCCACUGCAGCAUUAGAGUUUGAAAAGGAGCACCAGAUUGCUCCUGUGUACGAGUCGCCCAGAAUGUCACGGCGGAGCCUGCGCCUGCAGAGCGGCGCCACUCACUAUGGCAACGAGGGCCUGGCUGAUCACUGCCAUAACCAGAACAGCAGCUACAACAGCACCAGCAAAGAGAUGCGGACGCUUCGGAGCCGAAAGCAGCAGCAACAAUCUUUGUCCAGCUCGAUGUCUUUAUCUUUGAGCCAAGUGGCCACACCCCGGCAAACCCUAUCCUUCUCAGCUGUCAGCACCCCGAUUGAUGGAAGCAGCAGCAGAGUUCAGGAGAGCAGCACAGAGUUUGAAGCAUCUCAGCUCACAUCUGUUUAUAGCAGAUCUCACACGAGGAAACAGACUGUCUCCACUAUCAGCACCACCACUACAGUGGAUUUAUGCAGGGGUCAGAGCUCAGCUCAAAAAUCAAACGUCAACGGCAAAGCCAGCGCGUCGAAAUCCCACAUGGCACUCAGCAACGGAUACAUCUGCAACAACUGCUCUUUACACGCUCAGAAAACAGACGCUUGCAUGUCAAAUUCGUCAUGCCAGGCUCAAGAAGUCUCCACUGAAGCCCUCUCCUCCACAUCCUCGCCCUUCACCAGUGUGUACACCAGAGACAGGAGUCGAAAAAAUAAGACCGGUGUCCUGAUGUCAGUGUCCAACACAUGUAUGCACUACAGCAAACAAGCCCUGACCCCCGUAGUAUCCUUAGUCACUCUUCUCCUCAGUAGUGUGGUUCAGCUGGGAUCAAAGGCUGUAAGCCUGUCAGGAAAAGGUAUUCUCACAGCCUUUUUGGACUCAGUGAGACGAGCGUCAUCUUCCAGUUUGUCCAAAAUGUGGAUAUUUAGGUCAAACAUUCUCCGCAGGAUGAUGGGCUCCUCGGAAAAACGCUAUGAAGAAUCAGCACAUUCUUCUUUUUCUGGAAGCAUAAAUGUAAACGAUCAGGCGACGGACGAUUUAUCGCAUCUGAAUCUCAACGGCUCCCAGUGCAAUGACGGUACAGGGAAGCAUUAUUCUGCAGCCAACACUGUCCUCCUCACAGAGCGUUCCAGGUCCAAAGGUGUGGUGGGAGCAUUGUGGAGUGUCCUUCUUUUUACAGGUUACUGUCUCCUGCUGCCAGGUUACUUUGUGGUGAAAGCUAGCAGCGCAUUGGCUUCAGGGUUUUACUCAGGAGCAAAGAAUCUGCUUUCAUGUUUGUGGCUUCUCAUGACAACCCCAGUGAAAGCAAGCAAAGGUUUGCUUUGGUUCCUUGGGCAAGGAUGGUACCAGCUGGUGUCUCUGAUGUCUCUCCUCAACAUCUUCUUUCUGACACAGUCUGUCAGAUGUGUUCCCAGACUCUGGAAGCUCCUGUGGUUUCUUUUACCCUUUUUACUGCUCCUUGUUUUGUGGUUGUGGGGUCCGUCCGCUGCCACUCUGUUCGCCUACCUUCCAGCCAUAAACCUGACCGAGUGGAACCUUGCAUCUGCAUUCUCCUUUUCCAACUUUAAGAAGAUCCCAGCUUCGGUCCCUGUAACUGAGCCUCCAAUGAAGCAGGCUCCAGUCGCCCCGGUCUCACAGGCUACGCCGGUUCUCCCCCCUUCUACGACCUUGAAUGUGGAUUUAAAGCGUCUUGAAGAUGUGGAGCGUCAACUGGCACUGUUGUGGGAGCGAGUUAAGCAGGAAGACGAGCAGCAGGACCAGCGUCACCAGGACAUCUUUAGCCUCUACAGCAAACUGAAGGAGCAGCUGCACAUGCAGACCAACAGGGAGAGCCUGGGAGUGUGGGUGUCCUCACUCCUGGAGGAGCGACUCAGUUCGCUGAGAGAGAAACUAGAGCAGGAGAACACACAAAGAACACAGAAUGAAGAGCAGCAGGAACAACGACAGGAGAGUCAGGCUGUCCGGCUUGCUGAAUUAGAAUUGCUGCUCAAAGCUUUGUCUGGUAAAACGGAGGAAAUGCAACAGAAGCAGCAGCAGUAUGAGCACUGGAAGGAAGAGAAGGAGAAAGAGGUUGUCACACCAGCAGCAGCAGAGACACCUGUGAGCGCGGGUGUGCAGCAGGAGGACCAUGAUGCUCUGCUGGUGGAGGUGCAGAGACUUGAGGCGGAGCUGGUUAAAAUCAGACAGGAGUUACAAACAGUUGUUGGAUGUAAGGGGAAGUGCGGGCAACUGGACACACUGCAGGAGACGAUAUCUGCACAGGUGUCGUCGCAGGUGCGCAGAGAGCUGCAGGCGCUUUUCUUUGGCGCCGGUGGAUCAGAGGACCAGCAGGGCGAGGUACCAGAGUCCCUGAUCAGCUGGCUGUCCCAACGCUACGUCGGCACACCCGACCUGCAGGCGGCGCUGGCCUCACUAGAACUGAGCAUCCUGAAGAAUGUAUCGCAACAGCUGGAGCUCAGCCGAGCCCAGACUCUGACUGAAGCGGAGUCCAAAACCCAAAACAUGGUUCAGACAAUCACUGGGACUGUCCAACACACGUCCUCAUCGGAGGGACUGACGGAGGAGCAAGUGAAGCUGAUUGUCCAGAAUGCUCUGAAGCUGUUCUCCCAGGACAGAACAGGCCAGGUGGAUUACGCCCUGGAGUCUGGAGGUGGCAGCAUCCUCAGCACUCGCUGCUCUGAGACAUACGAGACCAAGACAGCCCUCAUGAGUCUGUUUGGCCUGCCGCUCUGGUACUUCUCACAGUCUCCACGUGUUGUCAUUCAGCCGGAUGUGUAUCCUGGUAACUGCUGGGCAUUUAAAGGCUCUCAAGGUUAUCUGGUGAUCAGGCUCUCCCUAAGAAUCCUACCAACAUCCUUCUGUUUGGAGCACAUUCCUAAAUCUCUGUCACCUACUGGAAACAUAACCAGUGCUCCACGCAACUUCACUGUCUUUGGUCUAGAUGAUGAGUACCAAGAUAAAGGAAAGCUGCUCGGCCACUACACUUAUGAGGAGAACGGGGAGGCAUUACAGAUCUUCCCUGUAAAGGAGGAGAAUGACAAGACUUUCCAGAUUAUCGAGGUGCGUGUGCUGUCCAACUGGGGUCACCCUGAAUACACCUGCCUGUACCGCUUCAGAGUCCAUGGAGAGCCACGGCCCGAGUGAUGCAGACAUCACCAAGCACAUCAACAAACAACGUUAAACCGUCUCUGUACAUAACACUCACUGUUUCUUCAAAGCCAGGGGGAUUCUGGAGUGUUUGUGCGUGGCACACAGAGGUUGUGGAUACUUGAAGGGAUGUGCCCAGAGUGACUUGGGGAGGUGAAGCGCUGGAGUGUCGAGGAAUAUGUGGAGAAACAGAACGUCGGACGAACCUCCCAGCCCCCUUUCAUUGCACUGAAGCUGCUCUUGAGGACACUAAGUUUGCCUGAGCUGACAAAUCCAGCCCUUCAAUUCAUGCAGGAUGGUGGGUUUGGGUUCACAGUCUCCUUUUCUUUCUUCACAUGCUGUUAGCAUCCCUACAUUUUCUGUUUAUUUGCAUUUUCUCAAUAAGAGAUCUCCUUUAGGAAAAAGACUUUUAGCCCUUUUCCUGAGAUUCUGUCCAGUCAGGUGAACUCACCACAGAUAUGUUGGCUUCACUACAUAAUGAGCUCAAUUUCAUGCUUUCUUACAUCCAUAAUAGGCUUUUUCAGAACUGAACAUGAUGCCUUUGGACAAGCUCUGAAUGUCAGCUCAAGUGGAGCUACGAUGCAAGUUUCCUUUAAUCAUAUGACAACACUAAAACCACUGACCUAAGCUCUUUUUGAUUAGUCCUGAGUCUUCAUGUGUACAUUACAUGGAAUCUAUGUCUAAUGAUGGCUAGACUCAAGAAAUAAUGCAAACAUGUGACUCCUCAAGAAGCAUUUACCACUAUGCUCAGUAACUUUUGCAUCGUGGUUGUAAAAGGUUUUCCUUCCUGGAUCUUAAAAAAUGCAUUUCUUCUGUAGACAACCGUGAGCUUUUAUUCCUUUCUAUUUCUUUAUUUUUUUUUGUCAGAAAAUGUCCUUUUUCUCGCAUCAGCUCACAACUCUAAAACUUUUGAAGGAAUGUAAUCUGUACAUUUUACUGUUGAUAGUUGGUCCUUUAUAUUAAAAACUUUUAUCAGUGUUGCUUUCAAAAAAUAGUUUUAAAAGUCAUUAUUUUUAUUGUAUUAUUUCUACUGUUACUUAUGGUUUUCCUUUCUUUUUGAUUAGUUGCGGAUUUUUGGAUUGAAAGGAUGCACUGCAAGAAAUUGUCAAAAGGUUUAUGGGCAAGGUCUUUAUAAUUUGUUUAAAAAUGGGGUAUAUUUGCAUCUAUGAGUAAGUCUAAAAUGUUAUUUGUAAAAAAGGUUUUCUUCAAUAUUUUAUUUAUUAAAAAGUUUAUUAGUGGCUGCAAAGUCUUGAGUAACUGCAAUGUAUAUUUUUGUCAAAAGGUGUUCAGUGCAUUUUGAAAUCUUUUUUGUUAAUUUUUUUUUUAGAUAAAUUGCUAUUUUUGUUCAUUAUAUUUUGUCAUGAGAUGACUUAACCUGCUUUGGAAUAUAAUUCAAUAAACCCAUUUCCAGAAAAAA
Messenger RNA from Oryzias latipes (Japanese medaka), 5494 nucleotides. The record is from RefSeq and is a predicted model, not a curated record. Lineage: Eukaryota; Metazoa; Chordata; Actinopteri; Beloniformes; Adrianichthyidae.